Molecule: messenger RNA, 647 nt
Organism: Nanorana parkeri
Lineage: Eukaryota; Metazoa; Chordata; Amphibia; Anura; Dicroglossidae
Gene: PDLIM2
Product: PDZ and LIM domain 2
Exons: 4
Coding region: 209-646 (145 amino acids)
Biological process (GO): actin cytoskeleton organization; muscle structure development; heart development
Cellular component (GO): adherens junction; Z disc; stress fiber
Molecular function (GO): actin binding; muscle alpha-actinin binding
Source: RefSeq, a predicted model, not a curated record
CACACAGGCGGGGACACAGAGAAUCAGGUGUGUCCCCGGGACAGGAAGAAGAGACUGCAAGUGACAGAAGAGAGGACAGAAGGAGAGCGGCAGGAGCAGACAUUGUCAGGAGACCCAGCACGGGGAACAAGGACUGGCACAGAUACAAGGAGCAUCUCUGGCAAGAGAAGAGAAAUCUGCCUGACAUAGAGGAGACGAAUCGUACAAGAUGAGCUGGGCGCAAGAAGAAUCCGAGGUCUACAAGAUGCUGCAUGGGAACGAGGAGGUCAGGACAUCCCCAAGACAGUCCAGCAGCUUCAAACUACUGCAGGAGGCCCUGGAGAGCAACCCUGACGGUAUUUCCACUUCCUUCCCCAGCAGACUGUCACCCAGCACUCAAAAACCUGUAGCCAGCAGCACUAUGCAGAAACCCAUCCUCAACUCAGUGCCGUCCCCCCAGAGGGUGUGCGAAAAGUGCAACAGAGGCAUCAGUGACCUGGCAGUGAGGAUCUCCGAGGGACAGUACCGCCACCCAGUGUGCUACGUGUGUUCGGAUUGUGGCCUCAACCUACGCAUGAGAGGACACUUCUGGGCGGGCAAAGACCUGGUGUGCGAGAAACACGCCCGAGCCAGGCACGGCACGCAGAGCGGAAGCCAGCGCACAUGAG